AUGGCUGGUGGUGAAGAGGGCCCCGCCGGCGGCUCAGUGUCUGAGCCUCUCGACCUUGUGCGCCUCCUCCUCGAUGAGGUUGUAUUUGUGAAACUACGAGGUGACCGUGAACUAAAGGGACGCCUUCAUGCCUAUGACAGUCACAUGAAUUUAGUUUUGGGCGACGUGGUGGAGACUAUCUAUACGGUAGACGAAGAUGACGACGAUGAGGAAAUCAGAACAAUGACGAAAAAGUCUGAGAUGCUGUUCGUGCGAGGGGAUAGUGUUGUUCUUGUCUCCCCACAAAACUCCUCAUGA
This is a messenger RNA of Daldinia caldariorum, 297 nucleotides long. Its product is annotated as like-Sm domain-containing protein. Gene Ontology annotation, molecular function: RNA binding. The record is from RefSeq and is a predicted model, not a curated record. Lineage: Eukaryota; Fungi; Ascomycota; Sordariomycetes; Xylariales; Hypoxylaceae. The transcript is spliced from 4 exons. Gene Ontology annotation, cellular component: Lsm1-7-Pat1 complex; precatalytic spliceosome; U6 snRNP. The coding region runs from base 1 to 297 and encodes 98 amino acids. Gene Ontology annotation, biological process: P-body assembly; mRNA splicing, via spliceosome.